GCAGCCUAGCCGUUCACCAGGAAGUGACGUUCAACAAAGAUGGCGGCGCACACACGCUAGCUAAGAUAUGAAAACUUAGUAUGUUGAUGUCAUAUAACUUUUGAUUCUGAUGUACACCGCGGUUAUAUGGAUACAGAAAGGGUUGGGAAAUGUAGACGGAAAUAUUACAACUUAAAAAAUGUUUAAACCGGUUUGUUUGUUAACGUUAAUAAGUAAAACAUAGCAUUUAGCUGUUAAAUGCUAAUAGGUCAUCACCAGCUGCAGGCUGUUUAUAAUUAUAACUUAAGGAUGUGGAAUCAAAAGGGUUUGACAGUGAUCCACAAUGCUACUAAAUUGGUGCACGGAUUUUGUCGGAGAUGCUGUAAAGAAAAGUUUGUAUCAGGUGUUGAUGAAAGUCACAGAUAUCACAGGAGAUCUUUUUUCAUAUCCUGUAACAUACAAAGCUGCUGUGUGUCUAAUCCACCGUGGAGAGUGUUGUUCUUCGGAAGUGAUGAUUUCGCUGUAGAGUCUCUGAAACGGCUUCAUGCAUCUCGAGGAGAUGGAGCUGAUUCUGUGGUGGACUCGCUUGAGGUUGUCACUUUGUCCAAUAAUGUCCCUGUGAGGAAGUUUGCAGAGCAGCAGAAGCUCAGGGUUCAUGAGUGGCCCGAGGUGCAAGCCAGAGGGCGGUUUGAUGUUGGAGUGGUGGUGUCGUUUGGCUGCCUGCUUCAGGAGAGCCUCAUCAACACAUUUCCUUAUGGGAUCCUCAACGUGCACCCUAGCCUCCUGCCUCGGUGGCGUGGACCUGCACCUGUUUUUCACACAAUAUUGCAUGGAGACAAAGUCACUGGAGUCACCAUCAUGCAGAUUAGGCCGAGGAGGUUUGACGUUGGUCCCAUACUCAGUCAGAAGCUUUAUGAGGUCCCUGAAAAUAGCACGGCCGAUGAGCUUGGAGGCUCGCUAGCUGUUCUGGGAGCCCAGCUGUUAAUAGACACACUAAGAAACCUACCAGAACGAAUAGCAGAUGGGACAGAGCAGGCCAGAGAGGGGGCAACAUUUGCUCCUAAAAUCAACUCUUCUUUGAGUUGGCUCGUGUGGGAAGAUCAGACGUGUGACGAGAUCGAUCGACUCUAUCGCGCUAUAGGAUCUCGGGUUCAUUUGAGAACAAUCUGGAUGGGCCGUGCCAUCAAACUUCUCGACUUUGUUGGAAAAUGCAACGUGCCGUUAGCAGAAAUUUCAAAUUUCUCUGCAAUCCCCGGGUCCAUUUAUUAUCAAAAGGAAUCCAACACAUUGUCGGUCUGCUGCAAGGAUGGAUGGGUUGGAUUCAAAACUGUAAUGCUAAAGAAAAGAUUAUCAGCAGCAGAUUUCUUUAAUGGCUAUCUUCACCAGAGUGUUUUCAAGAAAUCACAGUCCCAGAACGGCUGCCAUUUUCAGAGCUACAGAGAGAAAAACCAACAGAAUUCUACAUCAUUACUCCGGAAUAAAACAUGUCGUUAAUGCCUAUCUGUGAACGCACAAGAGACGUUAUUUAACAUAUUACAGUGUUAAUAAUAAUAGUGGAAAAAUUGUCUGUUUUAAGACAGUGACCGAGUUCUAAGACAUGACUGUGACACUGUAUUAUUGUAAAAAUGUGGUGUGUGUGUGUAUAUACUGAUGAAUGUGUUUAUUUUAAUGAAAAACCUGGCUUUGAACUGACUUGUGUGAUUGUAGCUCAAACAGUUUGAGGAAGAAUCUUGUUAAAGCUGGCCCAAGGAAAAAAGGAAACGUAAAUAAAAAAACAUCAACUUUACUGAAAAAUAAACUUGCAUUAUACAUUUUAA
This is a messenger RNA of Tachysurus fulvidraco (yellow catfish), 1796 nucleotides long. RefSeq names its product mitochondrial methionyl-tRNA formyltransferase (gene mtfmt). Gene Ontology annotation, molecular function: methionyl-tRNA formyltransferase activity. Gene Ontology annotation, biological process: conversion of methionyl-tRNA to N-formyl-methionyl-tRNA; biosynthetic process. NCBI's taxonomy places the organism in Eukaryota, Metazoa, Chordata, Actinopteri, Siluriformes, Bagridae. The record is from RefSeq and is a predicted model, not a curated record. Gene Ontology annotation, cellular component: mitochondrion.